Molecule: messenger RNA, 1607 nt
Organism: Pelagomonas calceolata
Lineage: Eukaryota; Pelagophyceae; Pelagomonadales; Pelagomonadaceae
Source: the annotation of a GenBank genome assembly
ACGGACUCCAGCUUUUGACAGCCUGUUAUCGCUGCAACACUGCACGUUGUACAGCUUACACGCUGAGAAAGUGUUGCACCAGCACGUAGCUGCUGCACUCAAGAACUGUGCAUUUGUGCGUGCUUGACGGGCACAAAACACUCACCUCGCCAAAGCACUGCACAGCACCGCUGUGCAACCGCUCGCGGAAGGCAAAAGGUCACCGCGUAGCGCUGGCGCUGCUCCGCCGCCUCGCGCGACGCAGCAUCAGCCUCAUGCCGAAACCCGCCCCGCCGACGCCGACGCCGCGGCACCGUUUACCUGACUGGGACGCGCUCGGCGUCAGGCAGGAGGAAGAACGACGACGCCACAAGGCCGCCGGCGACGCGGCGAAUGCCUCCGGUAGGUUAGCGAAGAAGGCGGCCUUAGAGCUGCAACUAGGAAGAACAAAUGACGCGAAGGCAUGUACAGAACAAGCUAGAAAAGCUCUAGACGGAGCUGGUGAAGACGGCUUCAACCAGGAGACGAAGCAGCGAGCUUACGCCUUGAAACCCAUCGCCGAGCAGAUCCAGACCGUGGAGUCGACGCUGCACUUUUUAGAGACCGGUCGAUUCCCGCCGCCGUCGGAAGGCCUCGACGACUCUGAGUACAUACAAGGCUUAUUGGGCGGUGCGGAGAAUCUCGCGAAGUACGCCGUCGGCCGCGCCACGGCCGGCGAUGCUUCCAGUAUUGCUGUGUGUCGAGAUGGCGUGAAGGCCUUGCAAGGUGCUUUGCUCGCGUUCGACUUCCGCAACGGGCCCCUACGAAGGAGGUUCGACGGUCUGAAAUAUCAGGUGAAACGGUUGGAAGACCUCCUGUACGAGCAGUCGUUGAUUGGUAAAACUAUCGAUAGUGUCACACAAGUCGACGAGGACGACCCCUGCCUGAAAGCACUGGCCGAGAUCAAGAUUAGGUUCGACGAGGCGGACCAAGCUAGGGAGAACGUCAUCAAGAAGUCGCGGGACGUCCAGAAGGCCUCGAAGCAGGCCAUCUUCGCGUGCCAUCGGGGGGAUGCCGCGAAAGCUGCGAAACUACUGGAAACCGCAAAGACCGCCGCCGAGGCCAUCCUUAAUGAUGAGACGUUGGUGAAGAAGUGGCCCGCGUUGCGUUUCGGUUCCUUAGCUGCCGCUCUCGAGGAGUACGCGGAAGCUGCAUUAUUUAUGAAGUGGCUCGAGGCGAAGAAAGACCCUUCGGCGCCCUUGGUUGCGUCGCAGCACGCGCUGGGCCUACCCUUGUCGGACGAAGAGUAUCUCGGUGGGGUGUGUGACUUGACGGGCGAGGUCGGCCGCGUCGCGGUCGCCGCGGCGACGGCUCGCGACCUUGGCACGGUGCGGCGCGUCUUCGAGACGGACGUGGCCGUCAUGGAGGCCGUCUCGGGUUUGAACUUGCCUCCCAAAUUAGCGAAGAAGAUCGGCCCCUUGGAAAUGUGCGUGCGCAAGGUCGAGCACCUGCUCUACGAGCUCGCGCUGGCGGCGGCGAAUCCCCUGGCCGCGAAGCGCGCGGCGUCGUCGGCCGGCGAGGAGGAGCCCGCGGCGAAGAAGGCGCGGGACGACGAGGAGUAGAAGUGACUAAGUAGUUAGUGUGGCUAC